AUGCAAGAACAAGAACAAUUGAUGAACCAAGCUUUGAAACAAGAAUGGUUUCGGGAUCGACCCGAAUUGAAGACAGUUUUUGAAGAAUUUAUUAAAAUUCCUCCUAAAAUUGAUCUGAAUAAGAAACUAUUGGAUACACAGUCGGAAUUGCAAAAUAUUCAUUCGGAAAUUCAAACACAACAAUUGGAUAAUAUUCCAGAAACUGUGAAAAAACCCCAAAAUCCAAAACCAUCAAUCAGUAGUACAACCAAUCAACAUGUACCUAGUAGUAGUAGUAGCGACAAUCUCAUCAAAGAAAACGUUCUACCACCACGAAAUAAAAAGAACGAUCCUCAAAAAAGAAAGAAACAAGCAACUUCUAAGAGUAAGGAGGAGCACAAGAAAAAGAAAUUGGAGAAGGAACCUGAGAAGCCAGUUGUGAGAGAUUUAUGUAAAUUCUUUUUAACUGGUCAUUGUUAUAAGGGAGAUUCGUGCCCUUUUCUGCACGACAAGAAGUUAUUCCCAUGUAAAUUUUUCCAUCUCUACAAUAAUUGUAAAAAAGGAGAGUUGUGUGAAUAUUCUCAUCAAGUUCCUCUUAGUGAAGAAUAUCGUCAAUUAUUGAUAAAUACCGAAAAGAAAAAGGAAAAUCUCAAGAUCAGAAGCCCUCAACUCUGGUUCAAUCACAGCCAGCACUGCCAUUCAUUGAGACAACUCAGUCUUUGGACAAUUCCACAAGUAUUGGUUAUGAUCCUUUUGGUGGAGGAGUGA
Molecule: messenger RNA, 747 nt
Organism: Naegleria lovaniensis
Lineage: Eukaryota; Heterolobosea; Eutetramitea; Acrasida; Naegleriidae
Exons: 2
Coding region: 1-747 (248 amino acids)
Biological process (GO): negative regulation of DNA-templated transcription
Cellular component (GO): nucleus
Molecular function (GO): metal ion binding; RNA binding
Source: RefSeq, a predicted model, not a curated record